CUAGUCUUUACUUCUUCCUCCCAGUUGAAGCUAGUCGGUCAACCGCUACACCUGCUCUCCGUUAUUUAUCCUCUCCACCAACAAAUACUCUCACAAAGAUGGAUGAUUUUGACAUGCUGAACGCGCCUCCAGCUGGUAACGGUGUCGGCUCCUCGGAUGAGGACCCCGCUGCCGCCUUCUUGGCCCAACAGGAGAGCGAGAUCGCGGGGAUUGAGAACGACGAAGGCUUCAGCAUCCUGGACGGGGGAGACGUGCCGUCGUCUCUGGGAGACUCAACCGAUGGUGCUGUCAAUGGAGAUCUGCAUGGGGAAAGCAACGGUCCAUCUGACGCCUAUGCAGCAAUUUCCAAUGCAGACCGGCUGCAGGCCGAACCGGAAAGCCUACGCAAGUGGAGGGAGGAGCAAGGCGAUCGGCUGGAGUUGCUAGAUGAAAACUCUCGCAAGCAGGAGUCAGAGUGGAAGGAGAAAGCCAAGGUGGAGCUGGAGGAGUGGCACGCCAGGCAGAACGAGCAGCUGGAGAAAACAAAAACCAACAACAGGGUGCUGGAUGAAGACUUCUACAAGCAGCCCUUCUCUGAGCUCAUUGGUUAUGUCACACACAUUAACCAUCCUUGCUACCGCCUAGACCAGGCGGCUGAGGAGGCCAUGAUCUCAGAUCUGGACGAGAACAACCCCGGCACGGAGUGGGAGCGGGUGGCUCGACUCUGCGACUUCAACCCCAAGUCCAGCAAGCAGGCCAAAGACGUGUCCCGCAUGCGCUCCGUCCUCAUCUCCCUGAAGCAGUCCCCGCUCGUCCGCUAGGCAGCCGAGGCCGCUCAGGGCGUCAUUCCAUAUCAUCGUCUGUCACCACACACCAACCAACCGACCCAACGACCACCAUCUGUAUUCUGAAGACCCCCCCCCCCCCCCCCGUUUGCCGUGCACAGCCCUGUCUGUCUCCCCCGAGUUGGGACACUAAAAGGGAAGGCUUGAUGUUUGUCUGGGCCUACAGCUACACUACAACCUGCUUCACACGGCCCCCCCAAACAAUAUCAUUCCCACGAUGCUGUACUCUAACUCCUCACCUGUCAGUCUCAUGAAUCCUUCCCUGGCCUACGAGGGUUGAUUGAUGUUAAAUGGUUUUAUUCCUUACAAAACAGUAUCUUUUUUCUUUGUUGUUGUUUUUUUAAGGACCAAACUCUUCAGACAAAACUCCAAAUUCAGUGCUGAACUGUGUGUGUAGAGCCUGCUUGUGGCAUAUUGUGUUCCAAUCUAUGCAUUUCCUUUUUGAAAAGCCUCUCCCCUCUCCAGUCAGGAACUGAACAAAGUCCAGUCAUUACAGUAAAUAUGACCCGUUUGUGUGUGUGCGCGUUUAAACCUCAACAGUGUGUGUGUGUGUGUGUAUGUACUCUAUGCGUGUACCUAUGUACAUAUACAGAAGGCAAUAUUAUAUACAGUAUAUAAAACGUUUAUGUCACUGAAAUUAGACAGUUGUGGUUUUGAUGAGAACUAGAUAUUAGCCAGCUGUUGCUUGACCAUACGUGUUCAUUGUCCAUUUGAUUUCAAUAUCAGUAAAAAAGUGAAUGAAA
This is a messenger RNA of Sebastes umbrosus (honeycomb rockfish), 1567 nucleotides long. It is a transcript of the gene clta, whose product is annotated as clathrin, light chain A. The record is from RefSeq and is a predicted model, not a curated record. Bases 99 to 800 code for a protein of 233 amino acids. Lineage: Eukaryota; Metazoa; Chordata; Actinopteri; Perciformes; Sebastidae. Gene Ontology annotation, biological process: intracellular protein transport; clathrin-dependent endocytosis; clathrin coat assembly. The transcript has 7 exons. Gene Ontology annotation, cellular component: clathrin coat of coated pit; plasma membrane; clathrin coat of trans-Golgi network vesicle. Gene Ontology annotation, molecular function: structural molecule activity; clathrin heavy chain binding.